Lagopus leucura (white-tailed ptarmigan) is the source of this 1978-nucleotide messenger RNA. RefSeq names its product VRK serine/threonine kinase 1 (gene VRK1). Lineage: Eukaryota; Metazoa; Chordata; Aves; Galliformes; Phasianidae. The record is from RefSeq and is a predicted model, not a curated record. The transcript is spliced from 13 exons. Gene Ontology annotation, cellular component: cytoplasm; nucleus. Gene Ontology annotation, biological process: signal transduction; peptidyl-serine phosphorylation. The coding region runs from base 110 to 1351 and encodes 413 amino acids. Gene Ontology annotation, molecular function: protein serine/threonine kinase activity; ATP binding.
CUGCGGCCGGGCUCUCCGGGGAGAGUUCCUUCUCCGGGGAGUUUGCGCGGUGCCGAUCCUUCGCCAUUCCUCCUGGGGGAGCCUGCCCGGGCGGGCAGGGCGAGUGAAGAUGCCAUAUAUUAAGAAGACAGCUGGAAAAAAGGCCCCUGCAAAAAGGAAACUUGCUGAAGUGUUUGCUCUGGGGGAGGUUCUAACGGACACAUCAAGGAAAGAAUGGAAAUUAGGUGUUCCUAUAGGGCAAGGAGGCUUUGGACGCCUGUACCUUGCUGAUGUUAAUUCUUCAAAGUCGGUUGGCAGCGAUGCACCUUAUGUUGUGAAAGUGGAACCCAGCCAGAAUGGACCUCUUUUUACUGAGUUAAAGUUCUACAUGCGAGCUGCUAAGCCAGAUGAAAUUCAGAAGUGGACUAAGUCCCAUAAACUGAAAUAUUUAGGUGUGCCAAGAUAUUGGGGUUCUGGCUUGCAUGAAAAAAGUGGAAACAGCUAUCGGUUUAUGAUAAUGGAUCGUUUUGGAAGAGAUCUUCAGAAGGUGUAUGAAGAGAAUGCAAAGCGAUUUGCUCAUAAAACUGUACUUCAAUUAGGCUUGAGAAUACUUGAUAUCCUGGAAUACAUCCAUGAGCAUGAAUAUGUGCAUGGAGACAUCAAGGCUUCAAACCUUCUUCAGAGUUACAAGAACCCUAGUCAGGUGUAUUUGGUGGAUUAUGGGCUUGCCUACCGAUACUGUCCUGAAGGAGUUCACAAAGCAUAUAAGGAAGAUCCUAAAAGAUGUCAUGACGGCACUAUUGAGUACACCAGUAUAGAUGCACACAAGGGUGUGGCACCAUCGAGACGUGGGGAUCUGGAGAUCUUAGGUUACUGUAUGGUUCAUUGGCUUAGUGGCCAUCUACCAUGGGAGGAUAAUUUGAAAGAUCCAAAUUUUGUCAGAGACUCAAAGAUCAGAUGUAGAGAUAACAUUUCAGAGUUGAUGGACAAAUGCUUUCCUGGGAAAAAUAAACCAGAUGAAAUAAGGAAAUAUAUGGAAAAGGUGAAGCAACUGAGCUAUGAGGAGAAACCUGUGUAUCCACAUUUCCGAGAAAUACUUCUGCAAGGACUCAAGUCCAUUGGACAAAAAGAUGAUGGAGUACUUGACUUUGGCUUGUCAGAAAAUGGAGACGUGCAAACGAACCCUGUACAAAAGAAAAAAAGAAAGGCAGCAGCUGCAGCCAAUGAGAGCAGUGAAGCAGAAAUGGAAGAUGCAGGAAGUCCAGAAAAAAAGAAGCGUGCUUCUUCCAAAGCAGUAGCUACCAGAACACGAAAAAUGGUGUCACCAAAAACCAAGAAAAGCGCAGCAACCAGGAAGAGAGUUCAGAAGUAAAUAAUGAACGCAGCAACAACUUAAGUUGCUCUUCAGCUCAUCUCUGUUGUUUUUUUUUUUUGUUUGUUUUUUUGUUUUUUUUUCAGUUACUGUAGCACUGGAAUUUAUUUCAUUCCCUUUUUUACAUAAUAAUUCCUGUUUAAAAAAAAAACAAACUUGGACUGCUGCUUGUACUUGUUUUUCGAAGAAUAAAUGUUUUAGUAAAAUAUUUGCAUAAGUUAUGUCUGCUGUAGUAACAAUGAAAAAUUUUGCCAACUUUGGAGUGAAGGUGCAUUUUUAUUUUUUAAGAUGAAUUUGUGUAUAAAAAUGCAAACUAAAAGAGAGUGUUUUUUUUUUUUUCCUGCUUUAUGAUGUAGUUUUGUUGUGGUUCUUUUUAAGGAGCAAUAGUGUGGCAUCUGAUUUCUUUUAAUUUUGAAUAAUUUUGAAAGAGUUCACUUAAAUGUACCCUGAGAUGAUUGAAGUCAGGAGACUGAAAUAAUAGAUGUUUUAAAUAUUUCUCAAGUAUUUUAAUAGAGUUAACAAAAUAGUAAAAUACAUAUUGUUUCUGUAUCGUUUUGUCACUAUUCAGAGUUCUUCUGGAAUAAAGAAACCAGAAUUUCAGAUAGAAGGGCCCAGAGCUUAAAAAAA